ACUUGUUAUUGUUUUAUUACAUCCAGGGUUAACGAAGUAGCUUUAACUCAUUAUUUGCCAACCACAACGUGACGCAAGGGACCUAAAGCAUACGGAACCGGUGCUGUUUGCUGUCAGUUGGUUAACGUUUCUAUCAGCAUCGUAAUUAACGACUUUGUAAAUAAAACACACAUAAAGGUUAGCAAUGGGCGAAAGUGCAGACCAAAUAAAUCAGAAGGAAACAUGUCUGACUUUAAGGGAGAUAUGUUUCCAAGCUGUCCGGGAACAUUAUGCAGCUCUGGGCAUUCAGGCUGUUAUUGAUCUACCAACGCCUCUCAUUAAGGAUCUUCUUCUCCAUCUGACUGUAUGUCAGCUGGAUGAGCUCCAGCCUGCCCUGAACAAGAGAGGUAUAUCAACUCAUGCCGGAUGGAUUGGAAUCCUACAGGAAAUGCGUGGACUAAACCAUGCAAUAAACUUCCACACAGAAGAAGAGGCCAAACAGGAAGUUAUGAGAAUUCUUUUCACUCUAAUAUUCUACGGCUACUCCAGCCAAUUUGUCCAGAAAAACAUCACAAACCUGAACACCCCGUCAUUCCUGUUGACUGCAGCUAAAUGUAUCAAAUAUUUUUUACUUGAUACUACAGUUGAGAGUUUAACUGCUGAUCGGCGGCAUCUUCUGAAGCUCUUAGAGAAGGGUAUCAGGACGGUUUGUGUCUCGAAGUGCAUGGACCUAUCAGACAGGACGACGGAUUUGUUUGUCCUCCAUCGCCUGCUAGACCACGGGGUUGCUAGAAAAGUUGUUAUGGAUGUGCAAUGUUCCCUGAUGCUGUCCUGGAUUCUACUCCACAGGGGAUCUCAGUUUGUAAGCCCUGAGCUGAGGUGCCUCAUGCAAAAAAAAAUGGCAACCUGUAACUUACAAGCAUAUUCCGCCAGUGCAGACAGGGCCAGCUGCAGCUUAUGCAUCAGGACUGCGGCGUCAGAGGAUCAAGAUGAUCACAUUCCCUGCAAACGUUUGAAGUUGGAUUGUGUCGAGGAGAAAGAAUCUGGAAAAGCCAACCGUAGUGUGGACCUGCAGGUUCUCUGUCAAAGCUUCGCUCCGUCUGAGGGGCCCUCAGCAGGGGCCUGUCCAUUGGGACGGAUCGAAUCUCUGGAGAUCAGGAAGUGUCGGUCCGACUCCUUCGCAGUGCUGAACAACGCCCUGCCCACAUGUUUCUACCUGCGCUCUCUAACUCUUCAUAGCAUUGCCACAUUCAGGGACACAGAUGUGUUGGGCCUGGCCAAAGCCCUGAAGCAGCUGACAGAGAGCUCGCGCUGCUCCCUCACGGAGCUCAGCAUCAGCAUCCUGCCCUACACCGGCCUGGUGGAGUUCCUGCUGGAUGCAAACCCCAACCUGACCUCCCUGCAUGUGGAGAUCCAAACUGCGAUGGUGGGGUCACGCCUCUUACUGCAUCACCCCGGAGCCGAGGAUCCAGACAUGCCAGAGCUGCCCCUGGAGAAGCUGUCAGUCAAAGUGGCGGAGCUGCAGCAAACAGACCUGCACUUCAUCAGGACUGUGCUGAGACACUGUCCUCAUCUCACCUCACUCCACGUCGCUGGGAUGAGAUUACCAACCGGCUCCUCUCAGAACCUCCUGCUUAGCACUCUCUCAGGAUCCAAUCGCCUCUUGACGAGUCUCCACCUGGAGGACGUGAAGCUGUCCGAUUGUCUCCCUGAAAUCCUGAAUCUACUGAGAGACUGCAAAUUGGAAGAGCUGCGCCUGAAUGACUGCCGCCUUCUUGAGAGGUGGAGCGACAAGCAGGAGAGUCUGCAUCAGCUGGUGACUGCUCUGAAGAUGCUGCCCUCUCUACACACACUCAGCCUGGCGCAGAACCGGAUUGCUAAGCACGUGUGUGUGCUGGCAGAUCUGUUCUCAGGACCCUCCCCGAGCCCACUGAAGAGACUCAACAUCAGCUCCAACUUCAUCCUGCCUGCCGAGCUGCUGGAGUUCUCUAAGAGGCUGAGGAGACACCCCCCACCCCAGAGACUGACACUCGACCUCAGGAAGAACCCAGGGGACAGAGACCCCGACACAUGGAGCUCUGCUCUGCAGAAGCUGCAGCCCUUCUGUGUUUCACUGGUGGAAGAAUGGAGUUCCUCCAACACCAUGGCUGACUACAUCAGCAACAUGUGAACUAGCACCCUGUUGGAGAUGGGGGGGGGGGGGGGCUGAACAGUUCUACAGAACAAUGACUCAGCAGUUUGAGUUCAGUGGAGAAACUUAGGAGAUUUUUUACAGUCUAAUUUAUCAAACCACAUCUGCAGCUUGGACCACUUCACCACUGUCCAUUUGAUACAAAUAAAAUGAAUACUUUCACCAUGUUUAAAAGCUCUGGGGGGUGGGGGGCAGGAUAUAUAUCAUUUAUUUCUUCAUUAUUGGGGCCCUAUUAUGCUUUUUUAGGUUUUCCCUUUCCUGUAGUGUGUUAUAUAGGUUUUUGUGUAUGUAAAAGGUCUGCAAAGUUCUCUCCAGAGGCAGCUUCUCUCCCACACAAUCCCCCCUAACUGAAACACCUCCAUUGGACUCCUUUGCUUACUUAUGAACAUAGUGACAUCACUAUGUAACACUUGCACUUCUAUUGGCUAGCGCUCCAACACCUUGGACAUGAUUUGCUAAGGGGUGGGACAUCUCUAAGUGGGCUCUGGUUUCAGACAGAGGGUGAAAAAAGGUGCUGCAGCACAGGCAGUGUGAGACAAAUAGAAUGAGCUUUAGCAUGAAAAAAGCAGGAAAGAUUGACACAGUUUGACAUUUGAAUCUUUUAUUAAACCAACGUCCGUUACACUUCCAGAGUCUUCCCUCGGACAGAGUGUGAGUGACAGUGGACAUUAAGAUACAACUGAAAAAAACCUGGAGGAUUGACGUCGAGGUGAAGAGAAGUUUCACAGCAGCUAUCUCACACCUCCUCCUCGCGGUCAUUUUCUUUAAAUUAGACGAACAGCAUCGACAUUGACUACCAAAUCAUCAUUAGUAGGAACCAAGUAGAAAAAACAAUCAGAAAAAACGGAUUAAAAGAGUUUAAUCUUUUUCUUAGUGUAUUUUUUAAAGCUAAAUACUGUAACACUUAUUUUCUGUAAAUUUGUUUUUCCUUGUAUAUUCUCAUAUUUUUUAGUAAAUUCAAGUCGAGAGUGAAGACCCUAUGUCUGCAUGCUAAUCAGUUGAUUUGCUGGGUCUAUCUACAACCAUCGCUUACAUAAAACAAAGACACUCGCAUAAACACACACCACUUACACACUCAUACACACUGCCGCAAUAUUUCAACCUGGCGUUCACUGUGAAUUUACAGGGGGAGAAACAUGGCUGUUUCAAACAUCAUAAAGAAGUCAGUUGUCAAAUGAGGGAUUAAGUUUGUUCAUAUUUUAUUCUUUUGUGCAAUUUGUGAAUUUUCUCUAAGAAACAGUUGGCAGGACAAAUGAGUUUACCUUAAAAAAAAAGAACAGAUCCUAAAAAAACUGCCGUAGCAAUCUGGUAUGCUCAAAGGGCUCUGUUAGCGGAUAGGAAGCUAACAACGGCUAACUUUUACUGUAGUUUCUUGUUAGUCUUAGUCACCAAUGCAUCUCUUCGUUACCUGUGUUUGGAGUUAGGACAGUGGUUAAACCUGGCAACCCCACUAUGAGGACAGGACGUUAGCAUCAAUUAUCUGUGAGGUUAAGUGGCUAGUCUGUCUCUCUUUGCACAGAAUAUUCACAGAAAAUAUUCUGAGACCUUUAAUCUCAAUCUUUCUCAGAACUGUACUUAAAUCAUAUUUUUUUUAAAUCCUCUAGACAAAUCACUUCUUUUCAGAAUAUGAAACAGACGCACAGUUAAAGGGCUUAAAAACACUUUGUGGUACUCGAAUGGAUAAUGGUUGGAAAUCAGUUUGGACAUGUGUUCGAAUUGCCUCCAUAAGUGUGACGAAAAUUUACACCAACAAGGGAGGAAAUAAGAAAAUGAACUUCCACCGUAACCUAUGGUCUCUUUUUUUCUCUAUAUACUUAUUUUACAGACUUUAAAGUGUCAAUGUACAUCUUUGUGGAGUGUGUAUGUUAAGUGAGUGAGGUGCACUUCACACACAGCGACAUAAAUCAAUAUUCACAAAAUAUUUAGCCACGUCAGACUGAGUGUCACCUGGACCUUUAAGGUGGAAGUGUUUCUCACGAUGGUUCGUUUUCACCCAAAAAACCCAAAUGAAUGGAACUAGCACAGCAACGUUCACACAGUCAUACUGAAGACUACAGUUGAACAUACACACACUCUUGCGCUGUAACAAAAACACUCACUUGGAGCCUACAUUACAAUAUCUUGAGAAGGCAUGAAGGAAAUCUCAAAUAAAUAUAAAUAAAUUAAAUCAUAUAAAAUGAAUAGGUUAAAAAACAUAGAAAUUCUGUUAAAUACAGCAAACUGAAUAACAAUAAACAACAGUACUCGCUCAUAGACGGAGAUGGACGCAAGAGAUGGGUACAUUUUGUAAACAAUGACAGACGGACGGACACAUUCACAAAUCAUUAGUGAGCAGAAAGGCCUGUUGGGGCGCAGUGGUGCGGGGGCGGUCAGG
Eleginops maclovinus (Patagonian blennie) is the source of this 4544-nucleotide messenger RNA. RefSeq names its product leucine rich repeat containing 41 (gene lrrc41). The coding region runs from base 185 to 2149 and encodes 654 amino acids. The record is from RefSeq and is a predicted model, not a curated record. NCBI's taxonomy places the organism in Eukaryota, Metazoa, Chordata, Actinopteri, Perciformes, Eleginopidae. The transcript is spliced from 10 exons.